UCAUCUCACGAGAUGCGCAUGCUCUUCCUUAGAGUCAGAUUAAGCGUCUAAACUAAUUGCAAUUAUUAGCAGUAAACAUAAGAAAAAACCUUCCACUAAUAAUCUCAAAUUUCAAUCUUUUUAAAUAAGAAUAAAUACCAAAAACUAAAACAAAUUAACCCUCAAAAAGAAAAGAAAAAGCAAAAGCAAAAACAUAAACAUAAACAUAAACAUAAACCGCCAUCUUUUUUCAACAGCAAUGAACAGAACAACAUUCCCUUUAUCAAAAAUUCUAAACUUCCAUUUUUCUUCUGUAAUUUUCUUUCUUUUUUAAACCAGCAAGUAUAGUAACAAAAACCUCUCUUUGAAUCCAAGUUUUCCCUUAAUAUCUGGGUUUGUUUUUCUCUAACAUUCACUCUUCUUUUCUACAUCACAUUUCUUCUUUACUAAUCUUUCUAAAUUCUAACUACUGAGUUUUUGCUUUCAUGGGUAGAUGCCAAAUCUUGAAUUUUUAUAUUACUCGCUAUACUUUUGUUUAAAGAUAAACAGGCCAAACUCAUUACAGUAUUCAGACUUUUACAGUAUCUAAAGAUAACUUUCAGUUCUACUAGUUUCGGUUUCCCUUGUCAAAGCCUAUAUCUUCACAGCUACUUGAUUCUUUUUUUCUUUUUCCUUUUUGACCCCUUUUUUUUUUUUUGCUCAUUCUUAAUUUCUUGGGUUUUCCAUUUAUGAGUUCUCUUUCCUGGUCUUCUUGAAAGAUUGGGAUUGUGAUAAUCAGAGAGUGGUGGAGAUUUCUUGCACAGAGAAAAUGAGAUCACAUACUCCUUUAGUGCAGCUUCUUUUUGUAAUUGCUUCUGUUCUUUUUGUAGUCUGUGAGUCAUUUCCUAAAGAUGAAGUUGAGGCACUUACAACCUUCAAAGAAGCAAUAUUUGAAGACCCACUACUGGUUUUAUCGAAUUGGAACACCCUAGAUUCAGAUCCUUGUGACUGGUCUGGCAUUGCAUGCUCUUUUGCUAGAGACCGUGUUAUGAAAAUAAACAUAACUGGAGCAUCUCUAAGAGGAUUUAUUCCCCCGGAACUGGGUCGGAUCACAUACUUGCAGGAACUAGUCUUGCAUGGUAAUAACUUGAUCGGGCCAAUCCCAAAAGAGCUGGGCAUGCUGAAGUACCUCAAGGUUUUGGAUUUGGGAGUGAAUCAAUUGACUGGUCCUAUCCCUCCAGAGAUUGCAAAUUUAAACAAUGUCAUGAGAAUAAAUCUUCAGUCCAAUGGGUUAACUGGGCAUUUGCCACCUGAACUUGGCACUUUGAAGUACCUUGAGGAACUUCGUCUGGAUAGGAAUAGACUUCAAGGAACUGUUCCUGCUGGUGGCAAUUCAGAUUUUCCAUCUAACGCACAUGGGAUGUAUGCGUCAAACUCAAGUGGCUUAUGUCAAGCAUCUCAAUUAAAAGUGGCAGAUUUAUCAUAUAACUUCUUUGUUGGGAGCAUACCUAAAUGCUUAAAGUAUCUUCCAAGCACAAGCUUCCAAGGGAACUGCCUCCACAACAAAGAUCCUAAACAACGGUCUGCUGCACAAUGUGGUGGUGCACCACCUGCCAGAGCCCAUCAAACAUUCAACUCUAAGCACCAGCCUGCUGAAGAUGUAUCCAAGCAACAUCAGGGAGCAUCAAAACCUGCAUGGCUUUUGGCUUUGGAAAUUGUAACAGGAACCAUGGUGGGAUCUCUGUUUCUCGUUGCUGUUUUAACCGCUUUCCAGAGAUGCAAUAGCAAAUCUUCUAUAAUAAUUCCUUGGAAGAAGUCAGCAAGUCAGAAUGAUCAUAUGGCAGUAUACAUAGACUCUGAGAUGUUGAAAGAUGUUGCAAGAUUCAGCAGACAAGAGCUUGAAGUUGCUUGUGAAGAUUUCAGCAAUAUUAUUGGCUCUUGUCCAGAUAGUUUGGUUUAUAAAGGCAACAUAAAAGGUGGGCCUGAGAUUGCUGUUAUAUCCCUUUGCAUUAAAGAAGAACAUUGGACAGGGUAUCUUGAGCUCUAUUUUCAGAAAGAGGUAGCAGAUUUGGCUAGAUUAGAUCAUGAGAAUACGGGGAAAUUACUGGGGUAUUGUAGAGAAAGCAAUCCAUUUACGAGAAUGCUGGUUUUUGAAUAUGCAUCAAAUGGAACAUUGUAUGAACACCUUCAUUAUGGAGAAGGUUGCCAGUUAUCUUGGACAAGGCGUAUGAAAAUUAUUCUAGGCAUUGCUCGUGGACUCAAAUAUCUUCACACAGAACUUGAUCCACCGUUUACUAUAUCAGAACUAAAUUCUAGUGCUGUGUAUCUUACAGAAGACUUUUCUCCUAAGGUGGUUGAUUUUGAAAGUUGGAAAAGUAUAGUUUCAAGAUCAGAAAAGAACUCAGGGUCAAUAGGCAGCCAAGGUGCAAUUUGUGUACUUCCAGAUUCAAUGGAAGGACGUCACCUUGACGUCCAAGGAAAUGUAUAUGCUUUCGGUGUGCUUUUAUUGGAAAUAAUCAGCGGUAGACCACCAUACUGCAAGGAAAAAGGAUGCUUGGUAGAUUGGGCCAAGGAGUAUCUGGAAAUGCCAGAAGUAAUGUCAUAUGUGGUGGAUCCAGAGUUGAAACAUUUCCAAUAUGAAGAUGUCAAAGUGAUAUGUGAAGUGGUAAGCUUGUGCAUUCAUCCAGAACCGAGGAAGCGGCCUUCCAUGGAGGAAAUAAGCAGAACGCUGGAGAGCAGAAUUGACACAUCAGUGUCGGUUGAAUUAAAGGCGUCUUCUUUAGCAUGGGCAGAGCUUGCAUUGUCGUCGUGAUUUUAAAACCUUAACACACUGUAAAUCACAUAUAUAUAUACAAUUUCUAAUACUUGAAAGUCUUA
Molecule: messenger RNA, 2835 nt
Organism: Ricinus communis (castor bean)
Lineage: Eukaryota; Viridiplantae; Streptophyta; Magnoliopsida; Malpighiales; Euphorbiaceae
Product: probable LRR receptor-like serine/threonine-protein kinase At1g63430
Exons: 13
Coding region: 788-2770 (660 amino acids)
Biological process (GO): protein phosphorylation
Molecular function (GO): protein kinase activity; ATP binding; protein binding
Source: RefSeq, a predicted model, not a curated record